Molecule: messenger RNA, 1199 nt
Organism: Phalacrocorax carbo (great cormorant)
Lineage: Eukaryota; Metazoa; Chordata; Aves; Suliformes; Phalacrocoracidae
Source: RefSeq, a predicted model, not a curated record
ACGCCCCAUCGCCUGCGGGGGCGGGACUGUCCGAGACCCCCAGGACCCCCGCACAUCCCCGCCCGGGAUCGGGCCCCGCCGCACCCCCGGCGGCCCUGCCCGCCCCGCUCAGGGCGACCCCCCGCCGGUCCCGACCCUGACCCUGGCCUGCCGCUCCUGCAGGCCCCUGCCGGGCCCGGCUCCAGCCAUGGUGCCCGCCUGACCCCGUCGCCCUCCCGCCCCCGCCGCUUCCCGGCAGAGCGGCCCCCGCCGGACCGGCACCAUGGCUGCCCUGGGCACCCUCCUGCUCCUCGGCCUGCUCCUCACGGCCGCGCCGGGGCUGGGGCAGGGACCGGGGCGGCGGCGGCGGCCGCCCCCUCCCCAGAGGCCGCUGGAGGAGGUGGCGGCUCAGGAGGGGCUCAGCCUCCCUGAGCUCGCAGGGAGGUGGUUCCUGGUCGGUGUGGCCUCCCGCUGCAGCUACCUGGCAGAGCACAGCCACCAGCUGGAGGCCACUGCAGUGAUGGUGACGGUCCUGGAUGGGCAGAGCCUGGCCAUCAGCACCUUCAGGAAGCUGCUCUGGGACAUCCUUCUGCAGCACCCCCCUGAGGAGAAAACAAAGUCCCAGGAAAACAGAGACGGGAUGUGCUGGGAAAUCAGGCAGCGCUACCUCCCUGCCCAGGCCCAUGGAUGCUUCCUCCUGAAGGGCCGUGGCUAUGGUAACAGGGUAGAUGUUGUGGUGGGCGAGACAGACCACAGCCACUACGCCAUCCUCUAUUACCAGACAGGUCGGAGCAUCUCCAUCAAGCUCUACGGACGGAGCAGCCAGGUCAGCAAUGCUGUUGUGGACAAGUUUGAGCAGCGUGUCAAGGCUAUGGGCCUGAGUGAAGACGUGAUCUACUACUUCCCCACAUACGGGUUUUGUGACUCUGCAGAUGAGUUUCACAUCCUCGAUGAAACAAAGCCAUAGAUGCAUAUGGCAUUGCCAGGAGGUCCCCAGAGCUCAGUCCUCGCCUUAUCCAGCCACCUACAGCCAUGGAAGACCUAGCCUGGGUUUGGUCAGACACUGCUGCAGCUAACCCUGGGUUCCCCAGCUCCUCCAGCUGCACUGGCAGCUGUGCCUGUCCCUGUUCUGUCCCCCCACAGCUUUGUGUUGCCCCUCUGCUCUGCACACCGGUGCCCUGCAGCAGCCUGUGACACCCCAAUAAAUGCCUCAGAGAAGA